Molecule: messenger RNA, 870 nt
Organism: Pezoporus occidentalis (night parrot)
Lineage: Eukaryota; Metazoa; Chordata; Aves; Psittaciformes; Psittacidae
Gene: CUNH11orf98
Product: chromosome unknown C11orf98 homolog
Exons: 4
Coding region: 338-844 (168 amino acids)
Source: RefSeq, a predicted model, not a curated record
ACGGGGAACGAGGCCGAAACGGCCGCACCGCACAACCCCCACGUGUCUUCUGGGUCCUCCAGCGUUCGCGUCGGGCCCUGCGGAGGAGAAAGCAGCGGUGCCGGUGAGCUGAGCGGCCAGGCCCCACCGCAGCUCCCGGCGGAAGGAAGCGGCGUGUCCCGGCGUGUGAGGGUAGGACCGGCGGAGGAGGCCGCCGGCACCGAAGACUUCGCGCCGGUCGCUUCUCUGCCUCCGUAACAUCACAGGCCCCGGCACGGGGCCGCCGAGGCCCGCCAAGAACGGGAGGUGAACCCAAAGCCCCCCAGACCCUCCCCACCUCCGCUCACCUCAGCGCGAAAUGGCGGCUGCCGCACCUCGCACCGCCUUUUAUACGCACUGCAGAGGGCGGGACUUCAAGGGAGCGCCACCAAUCAGAGCGAAACCCGCGAAGAGAAGAGCCAAUGGGAGGGAGAGGUGGGGAGGAGAGUUACCGGAAGUGGGGUCAAGCCGGAACCGGGUCCCAGCGCACGCGAUGGGGAUAGGGGGGAAGAUCAACCGGCCGCGGACGGAGCUCAAGAAGAAGCUGUUCAAGCGGCGCCGGGUGCUGGCGCGGGGGGCGCGGCAGCAGAAGCGGCGGUUGCUCCCAAGAGGCAGCGACCCCGCGCAGCUCUGGGGGAAGCGGCGGCGGAAGGUGCUGAAGCGGCUGCGGGCGGCGGCCCGAGGGGUGCCCGUGUCCCCCCCACCCGCAGCCCCGGAGCAGGAGGGAGCCUGCGGGAAGCGGCCGGAGCCUGGGAGCGCCUCGGACGUGGAGAUGGUGGAAGCGGCGGCGGUGGUGGUGGAGGGGGGUGACCCCCCCCAGCAAUAAAGAUGGCGGAGGCUCCGUCUGCCUGU